AUGGACGCCACGCAUCAUCACUCCCUCCCACCAAACCUACUGGUACCGUCUGCUACCACUUGUUCGCUUCUCAAACUGCGGUUUUUUAUUCUCCUCUGUUCUUCCUUGGGUCUGCUUCAAAACAAACCCGAGUCGCCAUCAUCGAUUCACUGUUCUAUUUGUUUAAUUGGGUGGCAGAAACAGAGGGAGAUGGUGAUGAUGAGAAGGGUAGCUAUGGUGUUGUCAAUGGUGAUUUUUGGAUGGGUGUAUCAAAUCACUCACCCUCCACCACCCAAGAUCUGCGGCAGCCCGGGUGGUCCUCCGGUCACCGGACCCAGAAUCAAGCUCAGGGACGGCAGGCAUUUGGCCUACACAGAAUACGGCUUGCCCAAAGAUGUUGCGAAAUUCAAGCUCAUCUUCAUCCAUGGCUUCACCUCUUGUCGCUACGACCGAGUCGUUACCUUCCCGCCGGAAGUUUACCAGGAGUUGGGGGUGCAUAUUGUGUCUUUCGACAGGCCCGGUUACGGAGAGAGCGAUCCCGAUCCCAAUCGAACCCCGGAGAGCUUGGCCAUGGAUGUGGAGGAGCUUGCUGAUCAGUUGGGGCUCGGUUCCAAGUUCUAUGUGCUUGGGUUCUCCAUGGGCGGCCAGGCUGUUUGGGGCUGCAUCAAAUACAUCCCUCACAGGCUAGCAGGAGCCGGAAUGAUCGCUCCCGUGGUGAACUACUGGUGGCCUGGCUUCCCAUCCAAUUUAUCUACAGAAGCAUACUACUUCCAGCUGCCACAGGAUCAAUGGACACUAAGGGUCGCCCAUUACGCUCCAUGGCUAACCUACUGGUGGAACACCCAGAAUUGGUUCCCUGCUUCGGCUGUUGCGGCCGGACGCGCUGAAGUUUUCUCCAGCCAGGACCUGGAAAUAAUAGCAAACGAGGAGAUAAGUGACGAGCUGAGGGCAUAUCCAAUGCAGCAGGGAAAUUUCGAAUCUUUACACAGAGACAUGAUGGUGGGAUUCGGGAGGUGGGAGUUUGACCCCAUGGACAUGGAGAUCAAUCCCAUACCGGACGGCGGAGGCUCUGUUCAUCUGUGGCACGGCGAGGAGGACCAAAUGGUUCCGGUGACAUUGCAGCGCUACAUUGCCAAGAAGCUGCUGUGGGUGAAGUACCAUGAGUUCCCUGGCAAAGGGCACAUGUUCCCUCUCAUCCCUGAGAUCAGUCAGUCCAUGAUUAAGGCUUUGUUAUACGAUGAGAAAUGA
Linum trigynum is the source of this 1227-nucleotide messenger RNA. Lineage: Eukaryota; Viridiplantae; Streptophyta; Magnoliopsida; Malpighiales; Linaceae. The record is from the annotation of a GenBank genome assembly.